CCGCGCCUGCUCAGUGUGACACAUAAACAAUAUGGCGGCGUCCUUACAGCGACUCACAUCUGCGGGGAGAUAUUUUCUACAAAGACAUUUACUGAAGACAAAUUGUUCAACUGGGUAUCUUGCUGUUGGACCACAGAGACUGUUGGCAACACAGGCCGCGAACCAGGUGGCGCUAAAUGUUCCUGAAACCAAGGUGACUACAUUAGAAAACGGACUCCGGGUGGCUUCAGAGGACUCUGGGCUUACAACUUGCACAGUGGGCCUGUGGAUUGAUGCAGGCAGUCGCUAUGAGAAUGAGAGAAAUAAUGGUACAGCACACUUCUUGGAGCAUAUGGCUUUUAAGGGGACCAGGAAACGCUCUCAGCUGGAUCUGGAGUUGGAGAUUGAGAACAUGGGUGCUCAUUUGAAUGCCUACACAUCCCGGGAGCAGACCGUCUACUAUGCCAAAGCUUUCUCAAAGGAUCUUCCACGAGCUGUUGAGAUUCUGGCUGACAUCAUCCAAAACAGCACACUGGGUGAGGCGGAGAUUGAGAGGGAGCGAGGGGUGAUCCUCAGAGAGAUGCAGGAAGUGGAGACAAAUCUGCAGGAAGUGGUCUUUGAUUAUCUUCACGCUACAGCAUACCGGUCCACAGCGCUGGGCAGGACCAUCCUGGGCCCCACUGAGAACAUCAAGACCAUUAACAGAGGAGACCUGGUCGAGUACAUCACUACUCACUACAAAGGACCCAGAAUCGUGCUGGCUGCAGCAGGAGGGGUUUGUCACAAUGAGCUCAUCAGUUUGGCCAAGUAUCACUUUGGAAAACUUCUCGGCAGAUAUCAGGGUGAAGUUCCAGCACUUCCACCCUGCCACUUCACAGGAAGCGAGAUCCGUGUGCGUGAUGACAAAAUGCCCCUUGCUCAUAUAGCCAUCGCCGUGGAAGCCGUUGGAUGGUCUCACCCAGACACCAUCCCCCUGAUGGUAGCCAACACGCUCAUUGGAAACUGGGACCGCUCGUUUGGUGGAGGCGUGAAUCUGUCCAGUAAACUGGCUCAGAUGGCUUGUCAGGGAAACCUGUGCCACAGCUUCCAGUCCUUCAACACCUGCUACACCGACACAGGCCUGUGGGGGCUCUACAUGGUGUGUGAGCCUGGCACCAUCACCGAAAUGAUGCACUUCACUCAGAUGGAAUGGAUAUCUCUUUGCACGAGUGUGACGGAAAGCGAGGUGGCCCGGGCCAAGAAUCUGCUCAAAACCAACAUGCUUCUGCAUCUUGACGGAUCCACCCCAAUCUGCGAGGACAUCGGUAGACAGAUGCUGUGCUACAGUCGCCGGAUUCCUCUGCACGAACUAGAGGCCCGGAUCGAUGCUAUUGAUGCCAACACCAUUAAGGACGUGUGCACCAAAUACAUCUACAACAGAGCUCCUGCUAUUGCAGCAGUUGGUAUGUUGAACUCUUAUUACAGAUUUAUCUCCGUUUGUACUCCUUGUGGAUGAAGUAAUGUCUUACCACUGAUCACACUAAACCCCAGAAAUACAUUUGGCCACAUCUUUCUGCAUUUCAAUGACAACGUCUGCUUCUUAUGCUCAAGCCAUAAUGUCCCAUUAUGUCUUCAUUUAUCUGGAUAAAGCAUACAUUUAUAAAAGAUUAUUUUGCAGCAGUAGUGGUUAACCUUAACCAAGGGCAAAUAAAAAGCAUCCUAACAUUAGAUUUUCUUGGGUUCGGACACUGGCAAUGUGCUGAGACCUAUUCAGUUUCAUUCUUGGGCUUAAAGUUUAACUUAAAUGUAAUUUUGAUGUUUAUUUGUAUUUACUGUGUGGAUUUUAAGUACAUUUUAGCAUAUAAAGUUCAAAAGCUGCAUCAGAUUUUUAUUGCCUUUGCUUUAAAUGUGGUGUUUAAACUGAUGUCUGAGCUACAAAAACAUCAAU
This is a messenger RNA of Melanotaenia boesemani (Boeseman's rainbowfish), 1906 nucleotides long. It is a transcript of the gene pmpcb, whose product is annotated as peptidase, mitochondrial processing subunit beta. The coding region runs from base 32 to 1474 and encodes 480 amino acids. The transcript is spliced from 13 exons. NCBI's taxonomy places the organism in Eukaryota, Metazoa, Chordata, Actinopteri, Atheriniformes, Melanotaeniidae. The record is from RefSeq and is a predicted model, not a curated record. Gene Ontology annotation, cellular component: mitochondrion. Gene Ontology annotation, molecular function: metalloendopeptidase activity; metal ion binding.